Molecule: messenger RNA, 372 nt
Organism: Carcharodon carcharias (great white shark)
Lineage: Eukaryota; Metazoa; Chordata; Chondrichthyes; Lamniformes; Lamnidae
Product: GPI-anchored hemophore cfmA-like
Exons: 2
Coding region: 1-372 (123 amino acids)
Source: RefSeq, a predicted model, not a curated record
AUGACUCUGUGGGGAAACAUGGUUUCGUUCCUGCGAGGAGAGACCGGGGAGGUGGUUAGAGAAGGAAAGAAACCAUGCGCAGCCCCGGGGUGUGAGAGCGGGGCAGGGAAACGGGGACAGCCCGGCUCGGAGAUCGGUGACAGCCCGGGCCAGGGGAUCGGGUACAGCCUGGGGAUCGGGGACAGCCCGGCUCGAGGAUCGGGGACAGCCCGGGGCUGGGGCUCAGGGACAGCCCGGGGAUCGAGGACAGCCCCCGGGGUCGGGGACAGCCCGGGGCUGGGGAUCGGAGACAGCCCGGGACGGGGGAUCGGGGACAGCCCGGGGAUCGGGGACAGCCCGAGCGAGGUUAACUCAGGACAAGAGUCUGCCUAG